Molecule: messenger RNA, 1146 nt
Organism: Ornithodoros turicata
Lineage: Eukaryota; Metazoa; Arthropoda; Arachnida; Ixodida; Argasidae
Exons: 1
Coding region: 29-1138 (369 amino acids)
Source: RefSeq, a predicted model, not a curated record
GGUGAGUUUUAAUUUGAGAACUAUAACGAUGCCGCAGAUAUCUGACAGAAGCUUUCGACGACACGUGAGGCAACAUAUGUUAGCUAGCUGGGAGCAAAUUCAAGGAGUAUCGCAGCACGUUGUGAUCGAAAGUGGAAGUCAGAACAAUGAGCUUGUGGGAUGUAGUGAUGACCCGGGGGAUAGAAAUUCACAUGAUGUAGUGAGCGAGGACAGUAGUACCAGUUUUGUACCGUCGGCCACGGAGGGCACGGGGACAGGCAAUAACAGUUCGUGCUGGAGUGACAGGGUGAGCGCGGGAGAAGUCGGUGAGAGUUCGUGUUGUAGUGACACGGCCAACGCGGGAGAAGACAAUGACAGUUCGUGCUGGAGUGACACAGAUAACUCUUUUGAAGGCGAGGAAACGGUCGCUGUUUGUCCUGGUACAUCGAGUGUUGGUGACAGUGGUAUACCGGAACAGUACUAUUCUCUUGAACAACAAAGUGCGCACGAUGGCGAACAAAACUUAACAAGUGACCUCGCUGAGUGGGCUCAGGAAUUCUUUGUUACCCAUAAAUGCUUGACUGGCCUGCUACAUAAACUGCGUAACCAACCUAGCUUGUCGUAUCUCCCACGCUGUGCAAAAACAAUUCUCAAGACCCCACGACGCUGCACUGGUAUUGCAGAAAUCGGCGGCGGGAAAUACUGCCAUUUUGGGGUUGCUUCUGGCCUUCAGCAUGUGUUGAAGAACAGUGAAACACCUCACAUCAUCAGUGUAGCCAUUAAUAUCGAUGGGUUACCUUUAACAAAAAGUACGAAAGCACAGCUGUGGCCAAUUUUGUGUCACAUAAUCAACUGCAAAAGUGCACCAUUUCCUGUUGGUUUGUUCUUCGGACACUCGAAGCCGCACGAUUCAAAUGAAUACUUAAGACCCUUCGUUGACGACAUGAACUCUGUGCUCGCUUCAGGAGUUCAAAUUCACGGUGUGCAAGUCCCUGUUAAGUUAGCUGCAUUUAUAUGUGAUGCUCCAGCUCGAGCCUACAUACUUCACAUUAAAGGUCAUAAUGCCAGGGCAGGUUGCAGUAAGUGUUGCACGGAAGGGGAGUACAAGGAGGGAAGGAUGUGUUACCCAGGCAUGAAUGCAGCACCAAGAACCGAUUAGAGUUUCCG